AUGUCGUCGCUUCUAGCCGCCAGCACACGAGCGCCGCGACGCAUACUGGCCACCGAACUAUGCCUUGGCUCGACUCAAAUCCGCAUGAGAUCCAGGAUAGCCCCUCGCCUACGAGAUAAAUAUUACCGUGGCAGAAGAGUCUUGACACCUGAGACUCUGGCUGCGGAAGAAAAGUUCGAGCAAAGCAUGACGUCCGCUGGCCAGGAACUGAAAACCGAAUUCGACGAGUUACUCAGGAGAAAAGGAAAGGCGACUUUGCCGGAGAGAAUGGGUCUGGUCCAGAGAGAAGAAGAGAUGGCUUUGGUAGAGAAGAUGGGCCUGGCCGAGACCACCGCUGCGGCUGCUUCGGAACUGUCUACCAAGCAAGCCCUCUUCAUCUGUCUCUGGUUGGGACAAUAUGCCAAAAACCACGGUUCUCCUCCGUCUCCGGAAGCCUUGCGUCUGAUUUUUGGAGCCCUCGACCCUCUGUCCCUCGACGAUGUGUACGAUUCGACUUUCAUCCUACGUAACAAGGGAACGGUACAAUGUGCAAAAACCGGCAGACGCUUGAUCAACCAAUGUGCCGAACUUGGUCACGCUGAAGCUGCAAUCCAGGUCGUCGCCUCUGCCCUGCGUCAGGAUGCGAUUAAACCCGGUGUACUCAGAAAUCCCACCGUCAUGAAAGCUACAGAGCGCGUGCAUGAGGGCGCAAAGACGGGCAAUGUACGUGCUCUCGUCAUGGAGGCCAACCUAGCCCGCCAUAUGGGUCAAGUCGGACGAGCCACUGCACAGUAUCAAAAGGCCGUUGACCGCAUAAUGAAAGAUGGUGGAGUCCAAGAAGGUGACAAGUACAGUCUGAUCAAAGACGAACUCUCAUCCCCAUGGAUCGAGCUGGGCUACCUCCGCACCACUCAGGGUCAAAUGGUCGACGCCAUGAAGGCCUAUCUAGCUGGACAAGAAAGCGACGACCCAAUGGCCUUCUUCAACCUUGCUCGUCUCGACUUAUUCAUGGCUGGAACUCACUCGCACGACUGGUUGUACAACAUGACCAAAGCUGCUGCCAGUGGGCACUACCUAGCGGCACAGGAGCUAGGCGAAUACUACGCAAACUCUGCCGCAAAUUCCCCGAAACCGCAAGAGUCGUUACUCGUCAAACUAUCUGGCUUCGUCGAGUUCCUUCGAAAGCCGUACCUAGAUCUCAACCCAAAAACGAACAUACAUCACCACGAUGCCUUUGCGAACACGCCACAGCUGCGCAUCAAACUCGCACACGAAUGGUUGUCGACAGCAAGGCACAAUUAUUACUUGUUCGCAAACAUCAGUCUGGCCCAGCUGUAUCUGCAAAAGUUCAUGUAUCCUCAGGGCACACUCAAGAAACCACUCGACCCUUACGGCCACAGCACGGACUCGGGCGCCAUUGUCAAUCCCCUGUUUGACCCUGCAAAGGCGCAGGUCAUGUUGACCGAGGUUCUCACAGCAUGUCGGAGAAUCGCAGAAGCAAAGAGUGUCAGCACGACCAACGCGGAAUACCGUCACAAUGCAAGACCGUGGAGUCACCAUCCAGAAGUGCUCGAGGCGGUGGAGAGCACCGAGACAUUGCAAGAAUUGGAGGAACAGGCGGAAAUGAUAGCCGAUGCGGCUGGUAUUGAUAUCUAUAGUAGUACAGCGCUAGCGCCCGAGAUUCCUCACCUUGGGUUCAUCAGAGCUCAUAAAGGCACAAGAGGCGAGGGCCUUGCCGAGUUGCCCAAGGACGAUGAGCCUGAGAGAGCAAAUCAAGAAGCGGUAAAAUGA
Aureobasidium namibiae CBS 147.97 is the source of this 1770-nucleotide messenger RNA. RefSeq lists its product as uncharacterized. Bases 1 to 1770 code for a protein of 589 amino acids. The transcript has a single exon. The record is from RefSeq and is a predicted model, not a curated record. Lineage: Eukaryota; Fungi; Ascomycota; Dothideomycetes; Dothideales; Saccotheciaceae. Gene Ontology annotation, molecular function: protein binding.